AUGCCUGAUAAAAUGUCCAGCUUUCUCUACAUCGGGGAUGUGGUCUCGCUUUACGCCGAGGGCUCCGUCAACGGCUUCAUCAGCACCUUGGGCUCUAAGACCCACUUUGCAAAAUGUUUGCAGGCCGUGACACUAAUGGGAACCUUCCUCCUUGAGGCCGAAACCAUGCGCCACAUAUUCACCAACAAUUACCAUCUGUGCAAUGAAAUUAGCGAGCGGGCCGUGCAGCAUUUCGUCCACUGCAUCGAGACCCACGGCCGCCAUGUCGAAUACCUGCGUUUUCUGCACACCAUUGUCAAAGCCGAUGGCAAAUACGUCAAGAAAUGUCAGGACAUGGUUAUGACGGAGCUGGUCAACGGAGGGGAAGACGUCUUGGUGUUCUACAACGACAGAGCAUCUUUCCCGACCCUCCUCCACAUGAUGUGCUCCGAGCGAGACCGGGUGGACGACAGCGGCCCUUUGGUGUAUCACAUCACCUUGGUGGAGCUGCUGGCGGCUUGCACCGAGGGCAAAAACGUCUACACCGAGAUCAAAUGCAAUUCCCUCCUGCCCUUGGAUGACAUCGUGCGAGUCGUCACGCAUGACGACUGCAUCCCCGAGAUCAAGAUUGCGUAUGUCAACUUCGUCAAUCACUGCUAUGUGGACACCGAAGUGGAAAUGAAGGAAAUUUACACCAGUAACCAUAUCUGGAAGCUGUUUGAGAAUUUUCUGGUUGACAUGGCAAGGGUUUGUAACACCAGCACAGACAGAAAACACGCCGAUUUAUCUCUUGAAAAAUAUGUCACCGAACCAGUGAUGAGCAUCGUGAGCGGCUUUUUCAGUUCUCCCUUUUCAGACAACAGCACCAGUCUCCAGACACAUCAGCCGGUCUUCAUCCAGCUGCUACAAUCUGCCUUCAGGAUUUACAACUGUACUUGGCCAAAUCCUGCUCAAAAGACUUCGGUGGAAUCUUGCAUUAAAACGUUGGCCGAAGUCGCCAAGAACCGGGGCAUUGCCAUCCCAGUGGACCUGGAUAGCCAGGUGAAUACCUUGUUCAUGAAAAGCCACACCAACAUGAUCCAAAGGGCAGCCAUGGGCUGGCGCAUGUCCGCCCGGUGUGGCCCCCGCUUCAAAGAGCCCCUCGGGGGGCCUUCCUGGGAUUAUAGGAACAUCAUCGAGAAACUCCAGGACGUGGUGGCCUCUUUGGAAGAGCAGUUCAACCCUAUGAUGCAAGCGGAAUUUUCGGUCUUGGUGGAUGUCUUGCGGAGCCCAGAACUCCUCUUCCCGGAAGGGAGUGACGCUAGGAUUAGGUGUGGCGCCUUCAUGUCCAAGUUGAUCAACCACACGAAGCGGCUGAUGGAGAAGGAAGAAAAACUCUGCAUCAAAAUCCUUCAGACUUUGCGCGAAAUGCUGGAGCAGAAAGACAGCUUCGUGGAAGAGGGGAGCAAUCUGCGGAAAAUACUUCUCAACCGCUAUUUCAAAGGAGAUUACGGAGGGAGCCUCAACGGUCAUCUGGCUGGCAGCUACGGCAAACCCCUGCAGGGUGGAGGGACCUUCUCGGGACAAGAUGUGGACAAAUCCGGGGCGUCCAUGCACGAUAUUCAGUGCCUCUUGGAUAAAGAAGGGGCUUCGGAACUGGUCACCGAUGUCAUCGUUAGUACCAAAAAUGACCGGAUAUUCUCGGAAGCCAUCUUGCUUGGCAUCGCGUUGCUCGAAGGAGGAAACACCCAAAUCCAGUAUUCCUUUUACCAACAAUUAAACGAGCGGAAAAAAUCCGAAAAGUUUUUUAAAGUUUUGUACGAUCGGAUGAAAACAGCCCAGCUGGAAAUUAGGUCCACGGUGACGGUGAACACCAUUGAUCUGAGCAGCAAGAAGAAGGACGAGGACACAGACAUGACCAUCUCAGCUCCAAAAAAGAGAGUUAGAGACUCCACCCUCCACCUGAAGGAAGGCAUGAAAGGGCAACUGGCAGAAGCCUCCACCGCAACCUCCAAAGCUUACUGUGUGUACCGCAGAGAGAUGGAUCCGGAAACGGACUUCAUGGGCCCAGGAUCGGAGGCAGGAUGCGCGGAUGAAAAAUCGCCCGAAGAAACAACCAUGAGUCCUGUCAUUGUGAUAAUGCAACCCAUCUUGAGGUUCCUCCAGUUGUUGUGCGAGAAUCACAACCGAGAACUACAGAACUUUUUAAGAAACCAGAAUAACAAGACGAACUACAACCUCGUUUGCGAGACACUUCAAUUUUUGGAUUGUAUCUGCGGAAGUACCACAGGUGGGCUGGGACUUCUGGGCCUAUACAUCAAAGAAAAAAACGUUGCUUUGGUCAAUCAAACCCUUGAAAGUUUGACCGAGUACUGCCAAGGCCCCUGCCAUGAAAAUCAGAGCUGCAUAGCCAUGCACGAGUCCAACGGCAUUGACAUCAUCAUCGCGCUGAUCCUAAAUGACAUCAACCCCCUUGGAAAGUAUCGGAUGGACCUCGUGCUGCAGUUGAAGAAUAACGCCUCGAAGCUUUUGCUGGCUAUCAUGGAAAGCCGGCACGACAGCGAAAAUGCAGAGCGUGUCCUUUUCAACAUGAGACCGAAAGAGCUCGUGGAUGUUAUGAAGAACGCGUAUAACCAAGGCCUUGACAGCGAUCAAGAAGAGAAUGGAGACGACAAUAUUUCACCCAAAGAUGUUGGGCAUAAUAUCUAUAUAUUAGCUCAUCAGUUGUCCCGUCACAAUAAAGUAUUGCAACACAUACUGAAACCUGGGGCAGAUCCAGAAGAAGGAGAUGAAGCUUUGAAGUAUUACGCCAACCACACCGCUCAAAUUGAGAUUGUCCGCCACGACCGAACCAUGGAGCAAAUAGUCUUUCCCGUGCCAAACGUCUGUGAAUUCCUCACUCAUGAAUCAAAAUGCCGGGUAUUCAAUACCACGGAAAGAGACGAGCAAGGGAGCAAAGUCAAUGACUUUUUCCAACAGACGGAAGAUCUGUAUAACGAAAUGAAGUGGCAGAGGAAAAUUAGGAAUAAUCCAGUGUUAUUUUGGUUCUCUCGGCAAAUUUCUCUCUGGGGAAGCAUAUCGUUCAAUCUGGCCGUUUUCAUUAAUCUAGCGGUGGCCCUCUUCUACCCGUUCGGAGAUGAUGGGGACGAAGGCACUCUCUCUCCGUUAUUUUCCAUUCUCCUCUGGGUCGCUGUGGCCGUCUGCACGUCCCUCCUUUUCUUUUUCCCCAAACCAGUUGGAAUCCGGCCAUUUUUGGUCUCGGUCAUGCUCAGGUCUAUAUAUACGAUUGGUCUCGGGCCUACGCUGAUUCUCCUGGGUGCCGCUAACCUUUGCAACAAGAUUGUAUUUUUGGUGAGCUUUGUUGGCAAUCGUGGGACGUUCACCCGCGGCUACCGAGCGGUCAUCAUGGAUAUGGCGUUUCUCUACCACGUGGCUUACGUUCUCGUCUGUAUGUUGGGCCUCUGCGUGCACGAAUUUUUUUACAGCUUCUUGUUAUUUGACUUGGUUUACCGGGAGGAGACCUUGCUCAACGUCAUCAAAAGCGUCACGCGGAACGGGAGGUCCAUUAUCCUGACAGCUGUCCUAGCUCUCAUCCUGGUCUACCUCUUCUCCAUUGUGGGCUUCCUGUUUCUGAAGGAUGACUUCAUUAUGGACGUGGAGAGGUUGAAAAAUAAAACAUCCCUUACAAACAGCGGCACCGUCUCUACGACAAGCUUAACAACGAUGGUGGAAACGUGUUCGGCGGAGAACUGCACCGUUCCAACUCUCAAACCAGGUGAAGAUGGCGAGGAAGUCGGGAUGGAGAGGACCUGCGACACUUUGCUGAUGUGCAUCGUGACUGUGUUGAACCAGGGGCUGAGGAACGGUGGCGGAGUGGGGGACGUCCUUCGGAAGCCAUCCAAGGAUGAGCCGCUGUUUGCUGCUCGGGUGGUUUAUGACCUCCUCUUUUAUUUCAUCGUCAUCAUUAUUGUGCUGAACCUCAUUUUCGGAGUCAUCAUCGAUACGUUUGCCGAUCUCAGAAGCGAAAAGCAGAAAAAAGAAGAAAUCCUCAAGACAACCUGUUUCAUCUGCGGCCUCGAGAGAGACAAGUUUGACAACAAGACGGUUUCAUUUGAAGAACACAUCAAGUCAGAGCACAACAUGUGGCACUACCUCUAUUUUAUCGUCCUGGUGAGAGUGAAAGAUCCCACGGAAUAUACCGGACCAGAAAGUUACGUGGCUCAAAUGAUUGCGGAAAAAAACUUAGAGUGGUUUCCUCGGAUGAGAGCCAUGUCCUUGGUCAGCAACGAAGGGGACAGUGAACAGAACGAAAUCAGGAACCUGCAAGAAAGGUUGGAGACCACCAUGACUUUGGUCAAGCAGCUAUCCGGCCAACUCGCUGAGCUUAAAGAACAGAUGACCGAACAAAGGAAGAACAAACAGAGGCUCGGGUUUUUGGGACCCAACGCUCCCCACGUGAACCAUCACACUUCCCCGCACUGAUGUAACACACACACACACACACCGGAUUGUGACACUGCCUUUCAUCCCUGGAUCACGAGGCAGAAGAACUGAGGACUGAAGAGCGUUCUUUGUUCCACAGUUUUUCAUCCAGAGUGCCAAAAUGGAAGAAGCUUUCACUGCAUUUUAUGGUCAAAAGGGGCCGGGGUUUAAUACCCCCCCCCUCCUUACUGAUUCCGCGAAACAGGCCCUAAUCUUCAUUUUCGCUCCAUAAACAAACAAAGGAAAUGAGGGAGCAUCUCCGUUGACGCUCCGGCUUUUCAAUCGGGAUUCAUUCUCUUCUUUAAAACGAAAUCUGGUUUUUCUCCAGAAGUUGGAAGGGAAGAAGCUGAAAUCAGUUGAGUUGUUUGGAUGCCGUUCUGAGAAACUUUCUGACUCCGGCAAACUUUCUAACGUGAUGACGGCGUGCAGCGGCCGACACCACUUGUCGCUUUCGCAGGGUUUGGCUACCCUUGGUCCUUCUUUGUGCGUGGUGUUGUGGUCUUCCGGCAGUCCAAGCACAAUGCCGAUAACGCUCCAAGCAAUUCAUUCGUGUUUCAAGGAUGAGCGAUGCCGUCUCCUUCGUCCGCCAUCGAUGGUUUUUGCUUUGGAAAGGAGACUGGCGUGAACUGUUUUUGCCGUCUUGCCGUACGAUUCCAAAAAUCUGGGGCAAUGAAUCCACAGUUUUAAAUUAUUAUUUUUUUUUUUGCAUUUAGGAAUGUUGCUUCCCCAAAAGCAGGAGAACAGAUCCCUCGAUUCAACGAGAGAAUCGUAUCAAAUUGAUAUCAUUCCUCCUGGAUUCCGUGCCUGUACUUUUAAAAAGUGUCUACAACUGGGAAUUCCAAAUAUUGGCCUCGAAUCUAGAGUUAAAAACCAAGGCUGGGGUUAAGGAGAGGAAGAUCUCUUUCGUACAUCUUUAGUCUCAAAGAUUAAAUUCGGGAGGGCGAACGGGCUCGAAAGAUCUGUGCAGCAGAUGGAAAGCGGAUCCUUGUUUGUUCACAUUAAAAUUCAACUUUGAUGCUUCUUCUUUCUCCACUUGUGAUCAAGAUCUUCUUCCAAAUUAAUCCACACCUCUGUUGCUCUACCAAGAGACAAAUAUACUCAUUAUUCUACCCCAUGAUUCUACUAUUCUCCCUUCUAGAAGAGAGGACGUAUCUUACCCAAAAGAUAGUCCUCAACUUACAACAAUUCAUUUAGUGACCCUUCCACGUGACCGCGACACUGGCAGAAGUGACUUAUGACUGUUUUUCACACGACCGUCGCCGCCUCUCCAGAGUCACGUGAUCGAAAUUCAAAUGCAACUGGUUCAUAUUUAUGACGGUUGGAGUAUCCCGGGGGGAGUCAACGUGAUCCGUUUUUGUGACCUUCUGACCAGCAAAGACAAGGGGGAAAUCCCACUUCCUUUAACGACCGUGUUACUCACUUAACAAAUGCAACGAUUCACUUAACAACAGCGGCAGGAAAAGCCGCACCAUGAGGCAAAACUCACUUUACGAAUGCUUCACUUAGCAACAUCAACACCGGGCUCAAUUGUCAUCGUAAGGCGAGGAGUACCUGCACUCACAACCAUGAUUCAACGUUGUAGUUUUUCACUGAGUUGUCUCAGAGGGAGGAUUUAAUUCCUGAAUCCAGGUCGCCAAAUCUUAAGCGAGCACCGGGUCGAAUCAUAGCAGUAAUUUUAUUACCGUUAAAGUGUCUUCCAAAUUUUUUGCAGGUCAUUUCUGCGAGACAUCGAUUAUUAUCGUCUUUGGAAAAAUACUAAGCCCGAAAAGACUUUUAAGAGCUAACUUGACUUCCGUCAACUGGAAUGAAAUGCCUCUUUUAACAUUAAAUGUUGACAAAUCUGG
Thamnophis elegans (Western terrestrial garter snake) is the source of this 6284-nucleotide messenger RNA. RefSeq names its product inositol 1,4,5-trisphosphate receptor type 2 (gene ITPR2). Gene Ontology annotation, biological process: calcium ion transmembrane transport. Lineage: Eukaryota; Metazoa; Chordata; Lepidosauria; Squamata; Natricidae. Gene Ontology annotation, cellular component: membrane. Gene Ontology annotation, molecular function: calcium channel activity. The coding region runs from base 1 to 4440 and encodes 1479 amino acids. The transcript is spliced from 30 exons. The record is from RefSeq and is a predicted model, not a curated record.